Messenger RNA from Raphanus sativus (radish), 770 nucleotides. Its product is annotated as protein translation factor SUI1 homolog 2. The record is from RefSeq and is a predicted model, not a curated record. Gene Ontology annotation, biological process: translational initiation. The coding region runs from base 182 to 523 and encodes 113 amino acids. The transcript is spliced from 5 exons. Lineage: Eukaryota; Viridiplantae; Streptophyta; Magnoliopsida; Brassicales; Brassicaceae. Gene Ontology annotation, molecular function: RNA binding; translation initiation factor activity.
AAAAACAGUGAUCUAUUUUGUAGCUCUUCCUCUCGUAUCUUCGCCCAGACAAGAAGCUGCCUUUAUCCGAAGAGUUUUUAGGGUUUCCAUUUCUUUGCCUUGUCGUACAACCAAAAUCUUCGAAACCCUAAUAUUAAGACCAGGCGUCAGCAAAUCCUUGUCUGUUUGUUCCCUCAGGUUCAUGUCUGAUCUUGAAGUUCAAGUCCCCACUGCCUUUGAUCCGUUUGCUGAUGCAAAUGCUGAGGACGCUGGAGCUGGAACAAAGGAAUACGUGCACAUACGUGUUCAGCAGCGUAAUGGUAGAAAAAGCCUGACCACUGUCCAGGGCCUUAAGAAAGAGUACAGCUAUACCAAGAUCCUUAAAGACCUCAAGAAAGAGUUCUGCUGCAAUGGCACUGUCGUCCAGGACUCUGAACUAGGACAGGUUAUUCAGCUACAAGGUGAUCAGAGGAAGAACGUCUCUACCUUCCUUGUUCAGGCUGGUCUGGUAAAGAAGGAUAACAUCAAGAUCCAUGGUUUUUGAGCAAAUUCUACAUACUUGGUUGUUAGUUCAUCCUUGUGCAACCAACUUGAAUUUGCGUAAUUAAUCAAUCAGCCCUUCUCAAAGGCAGUAUAAACAAUCACUUAUGUAUGAUUAAUAAUGUUUUAUAUAUAUUGUCAGAAAACAAAAAUUAAUGGUUUGUUUAUGAGCGAAUGUAACACAAAUGUAUGAACUUUUGAUUUGCGAUUGUACCGUGAGAUUAUCAAUAAAACUUUUAUGAAUUGAGUGA